Molecule: messenger RNA, 7481 nt
Organism: Lagopus leucura (white-tailed ptarmigan)
Lineage: Eukaryota; Metazoa; Chordata; Aves; Galliformes; Phasianidae
Product: spectrin beta chain, erythrocytic-like
Biological process (GO): actin cytoskeleton organization
Cellular component (GO): spectrin; cell projection; cortical actin cytoskeleton
Molecular function (GO): actin filament binding; structural constituent of cytoskeleton; phospholipid binding
Source: RefSeq, a predicted model, not a curated record
GGCAGAUGCAGAGGCAUGGCACUGCUCAGCAGCACGUGUGGGAGGGUUCCCACCUAUGGGAUUCCCCACGGUUGGAGUGUUUUUGAGCCGCCGGCCACACAGCCGCGGGACACCGGGACCAUGACCUCCGAGAAUGACUAUGACCAUCUGGAGCUGCAGCAGUCCUACAGCCACUGGGAUGCCUCCGACGAUGAGUUGGACAACGACAACAGUUCAGCGCGACUCUUUGAGCGCUCCCGCAUCAAAGCGCUGGCAGAUGAGCGGGAGGCAGUGCAGAAGAAGACUUUCACCAAGUGGGUGAACCUGCACUUGGCUUGCGUCACCUGCCGCAUCUCCGACCUCUACUUGGACCUCCGGGACGGGCGGAUGCUCAUCAAACUGCUGGAGGUGCUGUCCAAAGAGAUGCUGCCCAAGCCCACCAAGGGCCGGAUGCGCAUCCACUGCCUGGAGAAUGUGGAUAAGGCACUGCAGUUCCUGAAGGAGAAGCAGGUGCACCUGGAGAACAUGGGCUCCCAUGACAUUGUGGACGGCAACCACCGCCUCAUCCUUGGCCUCAUCUGGACCAUCAUCCUCCGCUUCCAGGUGCAAGAUGUCAUCAAGGAGAUGAAGGAGGGUCCAGAAACACGUUCGCCCAGGGACGCGCUGCUGCUCUGGUGCCAAAUGAAGACAGCAGGCUAUCCUCACGUGAAUGUCACCAACUUCACCUCCAGCUGGAAGGACGGACUGGCCUUCAACGCCCUCAUCCACAAGCACAGGCCUGAGCUGUUUGACUUCAAAACUCUGACCAAGUCCAAUGCCCGGCACAAUCUGGAGCAUGCCUUCAGCGUGGCCGAGCGGCACCUGGGCAUCACCCCGCUCCUUGACCCUGAAGAUGUGUUCACGGAGAACCCCGAUGAGAAGUCCAUCAUCACCUAUGUGGUGGCCUUCUACCAUUACUUCUCCGAGAUGAAGAAACUGGAGGUGAAGGGCAGGAGGCUGGGCAAGGUCAUUGAGCAUGCCAAGGAGACCAAGCGGAUGAUCGAGGGCUAUGGGGGCUUGGCCUCCAACCUGCUCACCUGGAUCGAGCAGACCAUCGUCUCCCUCAACAGCCGCAGCUUCGCUAACUCACUGGCUGGUGUGCAGCACCAGCUGCAGGCCUUCAGCACCUACCGCACGGUGGAGAAGCCACCCAAGUUUCAGGAGAAGGGCAACCUGGAGGUGCUGCUCUUCACCAUCCAGUCUCGGAUGCGAGCCAACAACCAGCGUGUCUACACACCACAAGAGGGGCGUCUGGUCUGUGACAUCAACCGGGCAUGGGAGAAGCUGGAGAAAGCGGAGCACGAGCGGGAGUUGGCGCUGCGCAAUGAGCUCAUCCGGCAGGAGAAGCUGGAGCAGCUGGCACGGCGCUUUGACCGCAAAGCAGCCAUGCGGGAGGCCUGGCUGAGUGAGAACCAACGCCUGGUGGCACAGGAUAACUUUGGCCAAGACCUGACAGCAGUGGAGGCAGCCAAGAAGAAACACGAGGCCAUUGAGACAGACACAGCUGCCUACAUGGAACGGGUGCAGGCCAUCGAUGCAGUGGCGAAGGAGCUGGAGAGGGAGGGCUACCACGACAUCAAACGCAUCAGGGGGCGCAAGGACAACAUCCUGAGGCUCUGGGAGCAGCUCCAGGAGCUGCUGCGCAACCGGCGCCAGCGCCUCGAGAUGAACCUCACCCUUCAGCACCUCUUUCAGGAGAUGCUGCACAGCAUCAACUGGAUGGAUGAGGUCAAGGUGCAGCUGGCCUCGUCUGAAUCUGGGAAGCACCUCCUUGAGGUGGAGGAGCUUCUGGAGACCCACCGGCUGCUGGAAGGUGACAUGGCACUGCAGGCAGAGAAGGUGCGGGCCAUCAGUGCUGCUGCCCUCCGAUUUGCUGAUGCUGAGGGCUACCGUCCCUGUGACCCCAGAGUGAUCCGAGACCGUGUGAACCACCUGGAGAUGUGCCGGCAGGAGCUGCAGGCACUGGCGGCGAGGCGUAAAGCCCUGCUGGAGCAGUCCCGGGCUGUCUGGCAGUGUCUGCAGGAGCUGGACGAGGCAGAGAGCUGGAUCAAGGAACAGGAGCAGAUCUACUCAGCGCUGGACUACGGCAAAGACCUGGCAGGUGUGCUGCUGCUGCGACGUCGUCACACUGCACUGGAGGCUGAGCUGGAGGCACAGGGAGCCCGACUGGAGAAGGCGCUGGUGAUGGCUGAGCAGCUGGCAGCAGCAGGGCGUGAUGCUGGGCGGCUGCGGGACCGGGCAGCUGCCGUGCGGGUACUAUGGGACCAGCUGCAGGAGCUGGUGACCUUCCGCCGCCGUGGGCUGCGGGAGGCCGAGGGCUUCUUCCAGUUCCAGGCAGAGGCUGAAGAACUGGCAGAGGUUCUGGCGGAGGCUCGGCAGCAAGCGGCCAGCGAGGAGCUGGGUCACGAUGAAGUCCACACGCAGGCACUGCUGCGGGAGCACCAGGAGCUGCUGGAGGAGCUGGCGGCUGCCCAGCAUCUCCUGGAGCGCUUGGGUCACCAAGCAGAGGGCUUCCCACCAGAGCUGCGGGCUGGCCCCGAGGCGCACAACCGCCUGGCAGCAUUGCAGGAGCUGCACCACGAGGUGAGCACGCUGGCCAAGACGCGUGGCCGAAGGCUGCAGGAUGCCCUCAACCUCUACACUGUUUUUGGAGAGAGUGAAGCCUGCCAGCUCUGGAUGGGCGCCAAGGAGCGGUGGCUGGAGAAGCUGGAGGUGCCCAACACGCUGGAGGAGCUGGAUGUGGUGAAGCACAGGCUGGAUGGGCUGGAGCAGAAAAUGGCUGGCGUGGCUUCUCAAAUUGAUGCUGUCAACCGCUCAGCUGACGGUCUGCUGGAGAGCGGCCACCCACACAGCCCUCAGGUCCGGCAGUGCCAGCAGCAGCUCAAUGAGAGGUGGGACCAUUUUCGGGAGCUGGUGUCCCAGCGGCGUGCAGCAGUGGGCUCGGCGCUCAACCUGCUCAGCUUCCAACUGGAGUGUGAGGAGACGCGCGCCUGGCUGCUGAGCAAGACGCGGGUGGUGGAGUCCACGAGGGAGCUUGGCCAUGACCUGGCUGGCGUCCUGGCCACCCAGCGCAAGCUGUACGGCAUCGAGCGUGAGCUGACAGCGGCCGAGAGCCGCCUGGAUGCCCUGCGUCCGCAAGCCACCCUCCUGGCCCAGGAGCACCCUGAGUUGGCCGAGGACACGGCAAGGCGGCUGGCAGGGGCGCAGGAUGCCAUGGACGGGCUGCAGGGUGCCCUGCGGGAUCGAGCGGCUGCGCUGGGAGAAGUGGGGCAGCUGCAGAGUUUCCUGCAGGACCUGGAUGACUUCCAAGCGUGGCUCUUCAGGGCACAGAAAGCCGUGGCAGCCACUGAAGAGGUGCCGAUUUCGGUGGGUGAGGCAGAAGAGCUGCUGCGGAAGCAUGCGGCUGCCCGUGAGGAUGCCGAGGGGCACGCAGCUGCCUUCACGGCACUGCUGGAGGCAGGCAAGCGGGUGACAAGCAAUCAGGAGGACCCUGAGUAUGAGCAGCUGCGGGAGCGGCUGCGGGGUGUGGAGGCAGGCUGGGGAGCCCUGCACAAGAUGUGGGAUGCCCGGCAGCGCUUCCUUGCCCAGUGCUUGGGCUUCCAGGAGUUCCUGCGCGAUGCCAAACAGGCUGAGAUUCUCCUCACCAAUCAGGAAUACACGCUGGCCCACCUGGAGUUACCCCCCACACUGGAGGGUUCCACAGCUGCCCUGCGCCGUUUUGAGGAUUUCCGUGCCUCCAUGGAGAGCAGCGCUGAAAAAGUCCCUAGUGUGGUGACCAGUGGCUCCAAGCUCGUGGCAGAGGGAAAUAUCUUCUCUGAGAAGAUUAGCGAGAAGAACCAGGCCCUGCAGGAGCGGCACAAGGCGAAUGUGGCCAAGGCAGAGGAAGCAGCGGGCUUGCUGCAGGACAACCACAAGCUGCAGAGCUUCCUGCAGAGCUGCCGAGAGCUCACUGCUUGGGUGGAUGAGAAGAUGCUAACGGUGCAGGAUGCAUCCUAUGGAGAUGCACGUGGUCUGCAUGGCAAGUGGCAGAAGCACCAAGCCUUUAUGGCAGAGCUGGCAGCCAAUGAGGCAUGGCUGGAGAAGAUCAAAGUGGAGGGCAUGGAGCUGGCAAGCUGCAAACCACAGUACGGUGCAGUGGUGGGCCGGCGGCUGGACGAGCUGCAGGCGCUGUGGAAUGGGCUACACAGCGCUGCCACAGAGAAGGGCCAGCAGCUCUUUGAGGCCAACCGCACUGAGCUGUACGCCCAGAGCUACAGUGAUCUGGAGCGCUGGCUGGGGCAGGUAGAAGGCGAGCUGCACAGCACGGAGCGUGCCAAGGACCUCACCGGGGCCAACUUACUGCUCAAGAAGCUGACGCGGCUGGAGGAGCAGGUGGCGGCACGACAGGAGGAGCUGGUGGAGCUGAAAGCACCACUUGCUGGGGUCACACCAGAGCCUGAUGGGCAGGAGGAGAAGCUCCAGCAGCGAUUCCUUGACCUGCUGAAGCCUCUGGAGAAGAAGAGGAAGGAGCUGGAAACUUCCAAGGCGAUGUACCAGCUAGGGAGGGACCUGGAGGACGAGAUGUUAUGGGUGCAGGAGAGGAUGCUAUGGGCCAGGUCAACCGAGCACGGCACCAACCUCCAGAGCGUGCAGCGUUUGGCCAAGAGGAAUGAGACUCUUCAGAAGGAGCUGCAAGGCCAUGCCCCCCGCCUGGCCGAGGUGCUGGAACGUGGUGAGGCAGCUGCUGAAGGAUCCUGCCCAGAGCUGGCGGAGAGGGCACGGGAGUUGCGGGCACAGUGGGAGGCGCUGAGGGAAGAAGUGGCUGCUCGACAGCAGAGGCUGCGGGAGGCCAGCGAGGCCCAACAGUACUACCUGGAUGCUGGCGAGGCUGAGAUGUGGGUCAGCGAGCAGGAGCUUUUCAUGGGAGAUGAGGAGAAGCCGAAGGACGAGGAAAGUGGUUUGGUGAUGCUGAAGAGACACGUGAGGCAGCAACGCUCCAUUGAGGACUAUGGGCAGACCAUCAAGGAGCUGGCGGGGAGGGCUCAGCAGCUGCUCUCUGCUGGCCACCCUGAGGGGGAGCAGAUCAUCCGGCUGCAGGGCCAGGUGGACAAGUAUUACGCGGGGCUGAAGGAGGCGGCCGAGGAGCGCCGGCGGCGCUUGGAGAACAUGUGCCACCUCUUCCAGCUGAAGCGUGAGGUGGAGGACCUGGAGCAGUGGAUUGCUGAGCGUGAUGUGGCAGCCUCCUCCCAGGAGCUGGGGCAGGACCUGGACCAUGUCACGAUGCUGAGGGAUAAGUUUCGGGAGUUUGCACGGGAAACAGGCAACGUAGGACAGGAACGUGUGGACCAGGUCAACCUGGCCAUCGAGGACCUCAUCGAUGCGGGGCACGCUGAGGCUGCCACCAUAGCUGAGUGGAAAGACGGUCUGAAUGAGAGCUGGGCUGACCUGCUGGAGCUGAUUGACACACGCAUGCAAUUGCUGGCCACCUCCUAUGAUCUGCACAAGUACUUCUAUGAUGGCUCUGAGCUGCUGGCCCUCAUUGCUGCCCGCCACCAGGAGCUGCCCCAGGACCUGGGUGAUGACUCAGGUUCAGUGGAGGCUUUCCAUCGCAUGCACAGCGCCUUUGAGCGUGACCUCCAGCUGCUGGAGGGGCAGGUGCAGCAGUUUCGAGAGGUGGCAGCUCGCCUGCAGACUGCCUAUGCUGGGGAGAAGGCAGUCAGCAUCCAGCAGCAGGAGCAGGAGGUGGCACGGGCGCUGCAGGCACUGCUGGAAGCAUGCAGCGGACGCCGGGCGCAGCUGGUGGACACAGCCGACAAGUUCCGCUUCUUCAGCAUGGCGCGUGACCUGCUCUCCUGGAUGGAGAACACUGUGCGGCAGAUCCAGACGCAGGAGAAACCCAGGGACGUUUCCUCGGUGGAGCUGCUCAUGAAGUACCACCAAGGCAUCCAUGCUGAGAUAGAUGCCCGUGACAAGAGCUUUGCUGCCUGCAUUGAACUAGGCAAGAAGCUGCUGCAGCGCAAACACCGGGAGUCACCUGAGAUCAAAGCAAAGCUGAUGGAGCUGCUGGACAGGAGGAAGGCCAUGAUGGAGAUGUGGCAGCAGCGGUGGGACCGGCUGCAGCUGUUGCUGGAGGUGUGCCAGUUCUCCCGGGAUGCCUCAGUGGCUGAGUCGUGGCUGAUGGCACAGGAGCCAUACCUGGCCAGCAGCGACUAUGGGCAGACGGUGGAUGCGGUGGAGAAGCUGCUGAAACGACACGAAGCCUUUGAGAAGUCCACAGCCACGUGGGAGGAGCGCAUCGCUGCCCUGAGGAAGCUGACGACGCUGGAGCUCAUGGGUGGGCGGACACUGCAGGAGAAGGAUGUGGUGCAUGACACUGCUCCUGAACAUCAUCUGGAUCUGGAUGCGGAGCUGCAGGCAGGGUCUGAAGAGGAGGAGGAGAAGAGGAAGGGAGUGAUCCCUCAGGAAAUCUCUCCACCUGCUGUCGAUGGACCCCAGCCGCUGAUAGUGCCCGAGGAGGAGCCCAUAGCACCACGGGAAGAGGUAGCCACAUUGCCUGCCCAGCCUGCCCACGUUCAGCUGGAGGGCUACCUGGGCCGCAAGCACGACCUGGAGGCGGCCACCAAGCGUGCAUCCAACAGGUCGUGGAGCACGCGGUACUGCGUGCUGCGGGGUGAGGAGCUUGCCUUCUUCAAGGAUGCCAAAAGCCGGGCACUGGGGGUGCCCUGCCAGGGUGAGGAGCCCCUGGGGCUGCGCAACGCACGCUGCCAGGUGGCUGCUGGCUACAAGAAGAAGAAGCACGUCUUUGCGCUCAGGCUCAGCAAUGGCAGCGAGUGGCUCUUCCAUGGCAAGGAUGAGGAGGAGAUGCAGACGUGGCUGCAGGGGCUGCACAUGGCCAUCACCUCCUGUCAGAACCUGCCGGCCAAGGCGCGCAGCCUGCCCCCACCCCACGCCCCCCCUGAGCCCCGACGGGACAAGGAGAAGCGCUUCAGCUUCUUCCCCAAGAAGAAAUAACAAGGGGGGGGGGGCAGCCCAGCACGUACGCAAGUGCGCACGUGUAUAUAUAUAUAUAUAUUUAUAGAUAUUUAUAUUUAUAUAUAUACACACAUCUCCAUGCUUCAGGGCAUGCACGCACCUCAGUGGAGGUGCACGCACAGAUACGCACACGUGUGUGCUCACAUCCCCCACCCCCCUGGGGAACACACCUGUGUGUGUUUGCACUCGCGUGGCCCCGCAUGCAUGCACAUGCACCCACUCCACGUGGGCACAUCCUGGCCCCCCACCCCCUUUUCUAAGCCAUAAGCCCUCCCACCCCCCCCUCCUACCAGCGUGCCCUCAGCCCCAUGGGCACCAACCAAAGAGCACGAAGAGCACGACCUCCCCAAAUGCUUGGCCCCUUGCUGUGGGUGGGGGGCACCACUCAUCUCUGGGGGGAGUGUGCGGGCAGGGAGAACUUUGGGUUUGGUUUGGGUUUUUUUUGUAAUAAA